AUGGGUCGACGUCAUCAACAACUGAAAUUUGCAACCACAGCACGUUGUACCUCUCAAAUCCACACAGAACUUCCAGGCCCUCAGCCACAGACAUUCACCUCUCAGCCACAGACUUCCAGCCCUCAGCCACAGACAUUCACCUCUCAGUCACAGACUUUCACCUCUCAGCCACAGACUUUCAGCUCUCAGCCACAAACAAUCACCUCUCAGCCACAGACAUUCACCUCUCAGCCACAGAAUUUCAUCACAUGGCCACAGACUUUCACCUCUCAUCCACAGACUUUCACCUCUCAGCCACAGACAUUCACCUCUCAGCCACAGACUUCCAGCCCUCAGCCACAGACAUUCACCUCUCAACCACAGACUUCCAGCCCUCAGCCACAGACUUUCAGCUCUCAGACACAGACAUUCACCUCUCAGCCACAGACUUUCACCUCUCAACCACAGAAUUUCAUCACAUGGCCACAGACUUUCAUCACACAGCCACAAACAUUCAUUUCUCAGUCACAGACAUUCACCUCCGAGAUACAGACUUUCAACUCUCAGUCACAGGCAUGCACUCAGUCAGAUACAAAGACCUCUUUGCAACAGCCAAGUACUCAGUUACCACAGGCAUUUGAUACACUCUCUUGUACAGUACCAAAGGUUAACUUAGCUGAUGUCAACUUAGGUGAAGAAAUUGGAAGAGGUGGAUUUGGCAUAGUAUAUAAAGGGUUAUGGAUAGGCACUAAAGUGGCCAUAAAAGAAAUCAGGAUCAAGAGAAUUAAGGUUGCAAAACCACUAGUUGAUCGUGAACUUUGUGUCCAUUCACAACUUAGGCAUCCUAAUAUUGUUAUGCUGAUGGCAUUUGCUUUGGAAAAGGAUCGAUUAUAUUUGAUUUCAGAACUUAUUGAUGGCCUUACUUUAGACAAUUGUCUUUUUGGUAAUGAUGCAAUGUGUAUGAACAUGUCUGUGAAAUUAAAUGUUUCUUUAAUGGUAUCCCAAGCUAUUGCAUACUUACAUGCGCAAAACCCAAUGAUCAUACAUAGGGAUAUAAAGCCUGAAAAUAUACUUGUUGCAAACAAUUUUGGUGUAGUGAAGUUAUGUGAUAUGGGUAUUAGCAAGCUCAAGACAAUGAACACUGUUACCACAACUAUGGCUGGUGUUUGCUUACAGCCAGGAACUCCUGCAUAUCAGGCACCAGAGAUUCUUCUUAACAGGCAAAGUGCAAAUGAAAUGACAGACAUUUGGAGUCUUGCUUGUACUCUUGUGGAAAUAUUUAAUGAACUGCCUGUCUGGAACACUUCUGAUGAACCAGUGAUGUAUAUAAUGAAUAAGAUGAAACUGCAAGCCAAACCAGAUGGGUUAGAAGUACUAGCAGCCCUGGCUGAUACUUACAAUGAAAAUGUUGAGAGUAAAAUCUACAACCUUCUGAAUAAGGGAUUGAGCUAUAAUGAUUGUGAAAGACCUCGUGCUAUUCAAAUAGUGAACUGUUUUCAUGGUUUUGUAGGAGUCCGCUAAUUAGUUAGCUGAAAACUGAUUCAGUGAUAGUGGUUAUAAAAGGAGAGGAUAUAUCAUUUUUAAAAUUCUCCUAAGUCUGAAGAAUAUUUUACAGAGCAAAUGAUGUACAUUGUACAUAAUUGUAUUUACAUGUAAAAGAAAUGUCAUUUGAAAAUUUAGAUUACAAUUCACUGAAGAGAAAUUUCAUUAAUACAAAUCAACAGUCAUGAAAGAAAUAUGUUAUAGACAAAAAAACUGUGUUUCUGUGAGAAUUUUCUUUGCUUUGUUGAUAAAACAUUCUUUUUCUGUGAAGUUAGGAAAACUAUUAUGUUCUUGGAGUUGAUGUAUGUUUCAAAAUUAAUAAUUCUGAAACAGCACAUCAACUAUGUGUACAUAUAUUAAUAUUUUUGUUCUUUUUUUAGUCCCCUACUGGUUUAACCGGAGGAGACUUUAGGUUUACCCUCCGUUCGUCUGUCUGUCCGUCUAUUCACAAAACUUAAUCCCAUGAUAACUGAAAAAAAACUCAUUUUUUUUUAUGAAACUUGAAAUAUGGGUAGAUGGCAGACUGGAGGUUAUGCAUGUCUUGAAAAAUUUUGUUGCUAUGGCAACAAUAGAAUUAAAAUAAGGCAAAUAUAACAAAAACUGGAUUGCUAGAUAACGCAAAAAGUAUGGACAAUAUUUUUAAGAAACCUAAAAUACAGGUAGAUGAUAGUCUGUAGAUUAUGUAAAUCUCUUUUUUAUGUCUUCCUAUGUUGAAUUUGAUUGAUAUGGCAACAAAUAGACUUAAAAUUUGGUAAAUAUAACAAUACUUGUGCUAAUGCAAAAGUACUGAAAAUAUUUUUUUUGAAACUUAAAAUAUAAAUAGAUUGCAUUAUGGAGAUUAUGCAUCUCAAGGUUCACAACUCUAGCACCAAAAUUAUAAGAUUUACUCCCCUUAAUGAAUCUACUUCAAACUUUAUAUGUUUCCUAUCAUCACCUACAUCAUAAUGGCAAGGUUCAUAUACAUCAACAGUUCUGAUCUUUUUAAUUAUCUGUGAUAUAAACAUAAUUUUCUUACUAUGCAGGGAUAUUUACCACAUAAGGAUGAUACAUACAAACCUUUAAGAAUGAAUAUGUCUUCGACAAUGGCAUUAUUAAAGUGCCGAGGCCCUUCAGAAUGUUCCUGACAAAUGUAUUGUGGGGUUCUAGCUGGUAGGGAACUUUAGUAUUGUUUGCAAUACUUUGAAAAUUGUUUGUUAUCUUUAGUUUGACCUUUUCAUGCAAGCACAUACAUUUUUAUUGGUAGGAAAAGCUAUAUGCCAUUUGAACCAUUGCUAUUUGUGAAAGUUUUUAAUGUUUAAUAAAUAUUACUUUUUUUUGAACAUUUAUACUCUUAAGUUCUUAGUGUAUUAUCUUCAUACUAGACCACAACAACCCUUUUGCUAAGACCUUCAAGUAGACCAGACUGAACUUGACCUUCAUUUAUAAAUGACUUAGACCUUCAAUGUCAUACAUGGUACAUGUAAUUAAUGAAUGGAUUAAACAACCUUUUUGGACAAUGUCUUAAAGGUGGAACUGACCUUGACAUUGAGCUUUUAAUGAUCUUGACAGUCAAUGUCAAAUUAUUGAAUAUUGUCAUAAUUUUGUUAUUUUUUUUGUACAGAUUUGAUUCAUACCUGGACAAAAUAACACUUAUAAACCAAACAGAGAUGUUGAGUAAUGUAGAUAUGACCUUGAACUUUAAAUGACCUUGACCAUUAAAUGAUUGAAUUUUGCUGAUAUUUUCUUACAUUUUUCCUUUGUUAAUGGAAAAGAUUUAUAUUUGGACAAAACAACAAGUGUGACUAGACAGUUCUAUUGAAAUUUCUAUAAAGGAAAAACUUACUUUUUUUUCUUAUUUAAGAUUUGUUUAUUCUUUUUUAAGAUUUGUUUAAACCAUUUGUUUGCUACUAGAAAAAGUAAAAAAAGUCAAGGGUUUCCUCCUCCCAGCGGUGGCUCUUGUUUAGAUUUCAUGUCUGGCAUACACUUCUAAGUUUGCUUACUCUUAAGCGGGCAUAUUUUACUCUUUUUUACUACAGUUUUUUUAAAUUUUAUUGCCAGAAGACCUUUGGCGAGUUUGAAUUCGGGUCACAUCAAAAACUAGGUUAUAAGGUCAAGUACAACAAAACAAUAUUCCUAUUCAGAUCUUAACAAGGCUUAAUUAGAUGUGUGUUCAUCUAAGUGAAUAAUUGUUGGUGAAGAAUUCAUUUCUGCACACAUUAGGUUAAUGCCUAAGUCAAAGGAAUACACGUAAUUUGUUUAUACACAUAAGUCACGUGUUUGACAAACGGUUAAUGUUAUUAGGUUAGAAACUUUGACUUCGUGAAAUCUUUCUAUUUAACUACCUCCUCAUAAAAAGUACAACAACUAAGUCAUGGUAUCAAAUGCUUAGAAAAUUGCUCUAGAGGUCACAUUUUCCCCAGCUUUAGUAAAACUUAGUGAAUUAAAGAAAAACUAUUUCAGUUGGAUUCAAAAACUAUGUAAAGAUGAGUUGUGACAUCUGUGUCUUAUGUACAUAUUUCUAGUUAAUUAUAAAAAGUAUAAUGAUGACAAGACUUUAGUGAGCAAUUCUGUGCUUUUCAUCUGAUAAGAAGUAAGUCACAAAGUCAACAUAUUGUAAUGUGUGUACUUUAGUUUGAACAAGACAUUGGUUUGAAACAAAUUAACUGUUUCAGUCUAUGAGUGUUCUUCAUAAUGUACUGAGUUGUUCGAAAUAAAUCAUCACUAAUCUGUCUCAGUAUCAAGUAAAACUUGUAUAGAGAGUUGAAGGGUUUACAAUAAUUUAGUUACUGAUUUUUACUUUUGGAUUAGACUUGAAAAUCAUUGUGAAUUGUCAUUGUCUGAUGGCUAUACGUUUGUGGCCUGCCCAUGGUCAUGACUUUAUAUAUUUCUUGCAGAAUGUAAAGUGUCAAUUUUUCACUAUUAUAAAAACCCUAUUGGUGCUGGGAAAAGAAAAAACUUUACACAACAAUCUAUCAUUUAUGUGAUGCAAUGUAUGUUCUAUACGUCAAUAAAUGUAUCAAGUACCUCAA
Ruditapes philippinarum (Manila clam) is the source of this 4529-nucleotide messenger RNA. RefSeq names its product probable serine/threonine-protein kinase DDB_G0281745. Lineage: Eukaryota; Metazoa; Mollusca; Bivalvia; Venerida; Veneridae. The transcript has 2 exons. The record is from RefSeq and is a predicted model, not a curated record. Gene Ontology annotation, molecular function: ATP binding; protein kinase activity. Gene Ontology annotation, biological process: protein phosphorylation. The coding region runs from base 1 to 1500 and encodes 499 amino acids.